ACAUUUUGGAACGCUGGAAUCUGACAGGCAGCCGAAUGUAGCUAUGACAGCUUGAUCAUUUUGAUAUGUUUUAAAAUGAGAAUUAAAGGUUAAAGCCAGCUAUGUCACAUCUUGGUCCUGCCAGUAAUGUCCCCUCAUCAAAUAUUAUUCCUUCACAACAGGAUCUAGCUGCAAGACGGGGAAGUAUUGGAAGUAAAGGAAGGAGACGUAGUACAGUUGGAAAUGUACUUCAUACUGCUGAAUCCAUAAAAGAGAAGCAGGCAAGGGCAAGAGAUGCCAGGGAGACCAGGAGAGCCUUCUUAACUCCAGCUCAUAAGUUUAUUUUGGGUUUAGUAGGAAAUCAUCUCAAUCUUGAUACUGGGGUCAUUGAAGAACUAAUACUGGACUCAGAAAGGAACAUCGAGAUUUUUGAGUCAUUCAUGAACAAAGAUAGUAUAAAAUGUCUCAAAUUUUAUUAUCAAGAGGCCCCAGUGCCAAGUUUAGAAGAAUGCGGAAGAACUAUAUCCGGUACACCUAAAGGAACAUUGGUGAACAGGUUGUUUGUAACUAGUGGAACUGGAGAUAAACUCUCUGGAGUAUGUUGUUACUUUAUCCGCACAAACAAUGAUACAAAUCUCACCAUUAAAAAUGUUGCAGAGGAGGUCAGUUUUGGUGUGCUUGACAUAAGGGAUUGUGAGGGAAUACUGACCAUGUUUGAAACAGUCAUGGCGAACAUUUUUCUGCCAAUGAUGGAUGGAUAUAAUAAGUGGGGAGAGUUGAGUGAAACACCACAAGGAAGGAAAACUAUCCAAAAAUUUCUCGACACUAUAUCAGGAUUUGUUGGUUACUUGCAAGGUGCUCAAGCAAAUGCUGGUGAGGGUGUUAGAUUAGUUGACUAUACUGGUGACAAGCUGAACCUGGAUGCAUUGAAGGACUUUAAUGAGUGUAUAAGUCUGGCUUCAAAUCCUGAUAUUGUAAGUGAUAUGGAGGAUCUGACUUUUCAGUGGUGCAGGCAGAUUGAACAGAUCUUGGCAGAGAGUGAUCAAAUGCGUAAAGAAGCAGAUGAUACUGGUCCUAUAGCAGAGUUGGACCAUUGGAGGCAACUUACUGCACGCUUCAAUGCUCUCUUGGACCAGAUCAAGUCCACCAAAUGUAGAAUGGUCAUCAAUAUUGUACAUAUUGGUAAAUCCAGAGUAAUGAAGAAAUGGAAAGAAUUGGAUAAAAGGAUCACAGACAGUGCAAAUGAAGCAAAGGAUAAUGUGAAAUAUCUUUACACAAUUGAAAAAUACUGUGAUCCCCUUUACAGACAAGACCCUGUAUCAAUGCUAGACUCUCUACCAGGAUUGAUAAAUGCCAUUAGAAUGAUACACUGUAUCUCAAGAUACUACAAUACAUCUGAAAGGAUGACAUCCCUCUUUAUAAAGAUUACAAACCAAAUGGUAACAGCAUGCAAGCUGUACAUCAUCAGUGGGAGCUCUGAGCGUGUCUGGGAUAUGGACAGAAAACCUCUUGUAGAGAAAUUGCAAAACAGCUGUAAGCUAUACAAAACAUAUCAGGACAUAUUCCACAAAACCAAGGAAAAAAUUGAGAAAACACCUGGACAAAAACCAUUUGAAUUCUCAGAAAUGUACAUAUUUGGAAAGUUUGAAACAUUCUGCAAAAGGCUUGAGAAGAUAAUCACACUCCUCAAGUAUAUUGAGACAUUCAGCUCUCUGUCUGAGUCAAAGAUAGAAGGAUUAGAAGCUUUCAGCUCAAGAUUUCAGCAAAUCUUCACCAGCAUAAAGAAGAAACCCUAUAAUGUGUUGGAUCAGAGAAAGACAGACUUUGAUCAGGACUAUGAUGAUUUUAGGAGACAGCUUUCAGAUGUUGAGAUUGGAAUUGAGAAGUUUACAAACAAGAGUUUCAUGAAAAUACCAUCAACAUUGCAAGCUCUACAGCUUCUGGAAAAGUUUGAAAAGUUGAACAUACCAAGACUGAACAUAGAACAGAAAUACUCCUCAAUUUUCUUACAAUAUGGAGAGGAAGUUGAAGAAAUUGGGAAGCUGUACCAAAAGUUUAAGGAGGAUCCACCAAUACCAAGGAACAUGCCACCAGUAUCUGGCAGAAUAACAUGGGUUAGGCAGUUAGGACAGAGAAUCUUUGAUCCUAUGGAAAUCUUCAGGGCACAUUCAUCAUGUUUCAAAGGCGAGGAGGCAAAGAAAAUAGUCAGAAACUACAAUAGAAUUGCCAAAGUGUUGUUAGAAUAUGAGGUCAUGUACCAUGCAGCUUGGAAGAAAUCAGUUGAAGUUUGCACAUCCAACUUGCAAGUGCCAGUUCUUAUUAAACAUCCUACAACAGAGCAAUUGAUGGCAAACUUUGACCCAUACAUAUUUGAAGUUAUAAAGGAGUCAGAGUACAUGAUCAAGCGAGAGCUUGAUAUACCAGAGGAUACCAAAGUUCUUGUUCAUGCUUCUGAUAAACUGAGAAACCACUUCGAAGAGAUGCAGGUAUUGCUGGAGGAGAACAAGCAAAUCAGGUCAUCCAUACCAACAAUAUUCAUUACUCCUCUUAAGCCAGUCUUGAGGAAGGUUGACACUGCCCUAAAACCAGGACUGUUUGCUCAUACAUGGACCUCUCUUAGUCUUCCAUCAUUCUUCAAGAAUGUCAGAGAAGCUCUUAAAGACCUUCAGAUUGUUGUCAAACAGGUGAAUGACAUAAAAGUGAGCAGGGUAGACUAUGUUCUAAAAGAGAUAAGUGAAACCAUGCUGUGUGAUUUGCCAGAAAGAUCACCACUCAGUGUCACAGAAUUCUUGGAAAAUAUGGAGACUUACUGUGAAAGAAUGGCACUAGAAUUGAACAAAAUGAAUCAGACUGCUGAAGAUGCUGUGAAAGAACUUGUUACAAUCUUUAUGCAUAGGGCUCAGAUUAGCAUGGCUCACGCUGAUGAUCCGUUCAAUGAUGCCAAUUCAUCUGAUACAACAGUAUCUGGUUCAAUCGCUAUCAACUAUGGUGAGACUGGAGGAGGUGGAGGUAGUGCUGCUCCUGCUGCAGAAGAAGAAGCUAACGAAGAACAAACUGUGAAAGAGGCAUGUGAAGAACUUACUGAUCACUUUAAACAUAAACUUGUAGAGGCACUUCUAAGAUCAACAAGAUUUUCAUUGGAUGUAAUGAGGAAAAGGUUCUUUUCUAG
Ruditapes philippinarum (Manila clam) is the source of this 3148-nucleotide messenger RNA. Its product is annotated as dynein axonemal heavy chain 8-like. NCBI's taxonomy places the organism in Eukaryota, Metazoa, Mollusca, Bivalvia, Venerida, Veneridae. Gene Ontology annotation, biological process: microtubule-based movement. The transcript has 22 exons. Gene Ontology annotation, molecular function: dynein intermediate chain binding; minus-end-directed microtubule motor activity; dynein light intermediate chain binding. Gene Ontology annotation, cellular component: dynein complex. The record is from RefSeq and is a predicted model, not a curated record. The annotation marks the transcript as partial.